Knipowitschia caucasica is the source of this 429-nucleotide messenger RNA. The record is from the annotation of a GenBank genome assembly. Lineage: Eukaryota; Metazoa; Chordata; Actinopteri; Gobiiformes; Gobiidae.
AUGGCCCGCGUCACCGCGCACGCGGGGAAUACGUCUGGCUGCGAUGAAGAGCCGCUCUCGGGGGCCAUGGGACACAGUGUAACCACAGGUGCGGCUGGAAGCUCCACCGCGUCAGCAUCCACAGCCAUUGUCAAUCCUGACGAGACCCCCAGUGAGGAUACUCAGUUGGGCUCUGCCUCCUCUGCACCAUCGACCCGGUCUGCUUCUCCAGCUCCAUCCUCAAACAAUCCUCCCUCUUCACCAACCCCGUCCUCUUCAUCCUCUCGCCAGAACACCCCUACCCCCAGAAAAAGGAAGAGGACAGAUAGCCAGAGGAUUUUGGACUUUCUCCAAGCAGAGUCAGACAAGGAACAGAGAAGACACGAGGAGUCAGAGGAGAAGACUUUGCGCUUUUUAAGUCUCUUCGAGAGGAUGGUGGAAAAGCUGUAG